AUGGUUUCUCCAGCUCAGCCCGCAGCCGCAAUGGCUGCUUUCGCCAGGAUGGUGAAGGGCCAAGUGCGCAACUACUCUGCUCCUCUGGACAUGGCCAUUCCCGCCUCCAAGCAGAAGUAUAUUCCGUCCUCUGGAUCCUACCCAAAGGGGUUCCUCGUCUCCGGUACCAAUGUUGGUGUCAAGGCCUCCAACACCAAGUUCCCGGACCUGGCAUUGAUCUCCUCCGAAACCCCAUGCUCAGCUGCUGCGGUUUUCACGACAAACAAGUUCCAAGCGGCCCCUGUUCAAGUCAGCAAGAAGACGCUUCAGAGCCGCCAGGGACAGGGCAUUCGAUCGGUGGUUAUCAACUCGGGCUGCGCCAAUGCGGUCACCGGUAAGGGAGGUCUGGAGGAUGCAGUGAACAUGGGCAGCAAGGUGGACGAGUGCAACAGACUCAGCGAGCCCAGCACGCUCGUCAUGAGCACUGGCGUCAUUGGACAACGACUUCCCAUCUCCAAGAUCCUUGACAAAAUCCCCACGGCACACGCAAACCUCGCAUCCACGCACGACGCUUGGCUCACCACCGCCCGCGCCAUCUGCACAACAGACACCUUCCCGAAGCUGCUCUCGCGAACCUUCACCCUCCCCUCGUCCCCCGGCCGCACCUACAGCCUCGCCGGCAUGACCAAAGGCGCCGGCAUGAUCCACCCGAACAUGGCCACUCUCCUGAGCGUGCUCUGCACCGACGCGCCCAUCGACCCCUCCGCCCUGCAGUCCCUCCUCAAGCACGCCGUCUCGCGCUCCUUCAACUCCAUCUCCAUCGACGGCGACACAAGCACAAACGACACGGUCGCCAUCCUCGCCAACGGCGCCGCCGGCGGCGCCCCCAUCAGCUCCCCCGCCUCGGACGACUACACCGCCAUGCAGGACAUCCUCACCUCGUUCGCUCAGUCACUCUCGCAGCUCGUCGUCCGCGACGGCGAAGGCGCCACCAAGUUCGUCACCGUCCGCGUCCAGAACUCCCCGGACUACGAGUCCGCCCGUCUCAUCGCAUCUACCAUCGCCCGGUCCCCGCUCGUCAAGACCGCCCUCUACGGCCGCGACGCCAACUGGGGCCGUAUCCUCUGCGCGAUCGGGUACACGCAGGGCUUGGCCCCGGGCACGGUCGUCCCUGAACGUACGAGCGUCAGCUUCAAGCCUGUUGACGGGAGUCCCGUGCUCAAGCUGCUUGUCAACGGCGAGCCGGAACAAGUCGAUGAGGAGCGUGCCAGUGUCAUUCUUCAGGAGGAGGAUCUGGAGAUCGUCGUUGACUUGGGUGGUGGUGAGAAGGGUGAGCAGGGCCUGGGUGGUGAAGAGGCUGUCUACUGGUUCUGCGAUUUUAGCCACGAGUACGUGACUAUCAAUGGAGAUUACAGGACUUGA
Aspergillus viridinutans is the source of this 1401-nucleotide messenger RNA. RefSeq names its product bifunctional ornithine acetyltransferase/N-acetylglutamate synthase. Gene Ontology annotation, biological process: L-arginine biosynthetic process; L-ornithine biosynthetic process. Gene Ontology annotation, molecular function: L-glutamate N-acetyltransferase activity, acting on acetyl-CoA as donor; L-glutamate N-acetyltransferase activity, acting on acetyl-L-ornithine as donor. Gene Ontology annotation, cellular component: mitochondrial matrix. The record is from RefSeq and is a predicted model, not a curated record. NCBI's taxonomy places the organism in Eukaryota, Fungi, Ascomycota, Eurotiomycetes, Eurotiales, Aspergillaceae. The transcript is spliced from 2 exons. Bases 1 to 1401 code for a protein of 466 amino acids.